UUCUAUAGCAUCUUUCGUAGAUCUAGAAAAAUAACGAAAAUUUUCACACAGACUUGGAACCUUAGAACCUCACAGAUUCGUGAAGCACAUGGUUCCAUUGAGAAAACAUUACGACCCCAACUCAUUGCCUCGCAAUUUUGAUGCGGAGCGGGAAUGGCCCGGAAAGAUUUCAGACAUUCGGGACCAAGGAUGGUGCGCAUCGUCAUGGGCCAUUUCUACAGCAGCCGUUGCAUCUGACAGGUUUGCUAUCGUUUCAAAAGGGGACGAAGCCGUUAGCCUUAGUCCCCAGUAUCUCAUUUCCUGCAACAACAGGGGACAGCGAAGCUGCGAAGGGGGACAUCUAGAUAAAGCGUGGCUGUUUUUCAGGAAAUUUGGUAUCGUUGAUGAAAACUGUUUUCCCUACACUGGUCAAGAAGAAACAUGUCGAUUUCCUAGGAAGUAUAAUUUGAUCCAGUCGGGAUGCGUCCCACCGUUCGGUGUGAACCGAAAAGAAAAGUACAAAGUAGCACCUGCUUACCGUUUGAGAAAUGAAACUGACAUUAUGAAUGAUAUAAUAAAAUCGGGACCUGUUCAAGCAACCAUGAAAGUAUACCACGACUUCUUUUUGUACAAAAGUGGAAUAUAUAGGCACACCGACUUAUCUUCCCAAGACAGAACUGGAUACCAUUCAGUUAAGAUAAUAGGAUGGGGAGAUGAGUAUACUGAAAAUGGCGUCGAAAAAUACUGGGUAAGAACUGACUAUUUCUAUCGUUCACUUUAUUGGAUCCAAUUUUAAAAAAAAAACACAUUU
This is a messenger RNA of Agrilus planipennis (emerald ash borer), 790 nucleotides long. RefSeq lists its product as uncharacterized. Bases 89 to 775 code for a protein of 228 amino acids. The record is from RefSeq and is a predicted model, not a curated record. Gene Ontology annotation, cellular component: lysosome. The transcript is spliced from 4 exons. Gene Ontology annotation, biological process: proteolysis. NCBI's taxonomy places the organism in Eukaryota, Metazoa, Arthropoda, Insecta, Coleoptera, Buprestidae. Gene Ontology annotation, molecular function: cysteine-type peptidase activity.